Cladocopium goreaui is the source of this 1640-nucleotide messenger RNA. Lineage: Eukaryota; Dinophyceae; Suessiales; Symbiodiniaceae. The record is from the annotation of a GenBank genome assembly.
CGAAAUUUGGACACGCGCAAUGACGGUCUCUGGCUGCUCUGGCUCGCCGGCUUCAAUGAGUUUGAGGCGAUGGGAAUUUGCCGAUCCCCGGACAUCUCGAACGCCGCGGCUGCCAGCAGUGAAGGGAGGAUUGAUCUCACCCAUCAGUGCUCGAGGGGCCAAAGCCGUCAAAGAUCUGAGGCCCUUGGCCGAACCUUCGAACAGGUCCUUGACAGAAAGGACUCUUGAAGCCGCAGAAGCGUGGAGCAUACCUGGCUCACCUUUCAAAGGCUUAGAUGCUUCCCAUCCGUCCAGAGGCUUUGAGUUGAGCCAAGAUUCCAGGAGCGGUUUCUUUGGGCGGCUGACGGGCUUAGACAUCGAAGCGGAACUGCAACGCCAUGCCGUGCUGCUGAAAGGACUCCUCCGCGAUAUGGCGGUCAUCAGGGAUACGGUAUGGCACUUGGCAGAUGAACGUAGUGUUGUGACAAGCGCUGCGCAUGAUGCGAAGGAAGCCUGUGACGUGACGACCCAACUGCGCACGUCCUUCUCGGAGCUGGAGAUUGCUGUGCUCAAGCAGCAGGAGCUCUGGGCCAAGGACGGCCCUGGAGAUGCCAAACUACUGCAAUCCUUGCAGGAAAGUAGCAUGGAAACCCGCUACGAGGAGCAAAGCCUUCGAGAAGAGACGCAAUUUGAGGAGCACAGCCGUAUCUUGGAAGGACGCUUUCAGGAGCAUCAUGGACAGCUGAACCAACGUUUCGAGGAGCACCAUGGACUGUUGAACCAACGCUUGGAGGAGCACAGCCGUAUCUUGGAAGGACGCUUUCAGGAGCAUCAUGGACAGCUGAACCAACGUUUCGAGGCCUUGAUGCAGGAGCACAGCUUGGCGCUAGAACAAUACCAGGAGCAACACCAGACAAUGGAGGAACGCUUUCAGGAAGUGCGCGAGAAAGUUGGAAACCUGAGCGACUCACUGCGCAAGGAAGUCCAAAUACGACGCGAGGCAUUGCGUGGAAAUGUCGUUCGAGACCUUUCGGCUUCCUUGGCGGAUGAGGUCGCUGAACGAGCCUGCCAAUCAGUAACACCGGUUCUUCAGAGGAUGAUGGCCGAAGCAAGGGGAGAACGGCCUUCUACUUGCCCAGCAGUCGUGCAAGGUGGACCAGCUCCUGGGGACAGGGGUUCAGCGGAAGCCGGGGGCGUGAAACGAGUUGUCGCAAUCCCACAGGCAUUGCGUGGAAAUGUCGUUCGAGACCUUUCGGCUUCCUUGGCGGAUGAGGUCGCUGAACGAGCCUGCCAAUCAGUAACACCGGUUCUUCAGAGGAUGAUGGCCGAAGCAAGGGGAGAACGGCCUUCUACUUGCCCAGCAGUCGUGCAAGGUGGAACGGAUGCCGGUAAUAGGGCCCAGUCUGCGGACACGGUGCUGUCUGCGGAAGCGGCGGGUGUGAAGGGAAUUGUCAUGGAUUCAGAGGAAGCGCAGGUGGUCGCUGCAGAGGUAGCAGCGGAGCUCAUUCAAAUGCUGCUGACGGACUGGCGAAGCACACCCUCCCCACAGGAGCUUUGGCCUUGACAUCCUGAAUUUGAUGAUCAUCCUUAGCCCUAGGCAUGUCCAAUAUUAUUCAUUAGGUUUCAUUAGAUUAGCUGUGGACAUUUACGGGAAAGGCUCA